AUGCCACGAUAUCCGUCUUCCCGCCCUCUUCACCUUCAAAGAGCCGAGGAACUGCAGAAGCCUCCCCCCAAUGGCCAGCCAGUCUCUGUCGCUCUACCAAACUCAGAGAAGCAAGGCCGGAGCAAGAUCUACCGCCAUUGGCGGUUCCAGGAUGGCCUCAUCGAGAGCCUUGAUCCGUCUGUGCGAACAGCGCAUGACAUGUUCGAAAUCAGCGCGAAUCGAAGACCAGAGGCAUUGUUUCUGGGCCACCGACCGUACGAUUCUAUCAAACAGACUUUUGGCCCAUAUGAGUGGAUGGACUAUGGAACGGCUCAAAGGCGCAUGGCUAACCUCGGAGUCGGCUUAAUUGAGCUCCACGCCAGAGAAGGGAUUACAGGCACUCAAUAUGGCGUUGGGCUAUGGUGCCAGAACAGACCUGAAUGGCAGAUAACGGAUCUGGCAUGCAUGUCACAGUCGCUAUUCACAGUGUCUCUGUACGACACGUUAGGUCCCGAUGCUUCGGAGCACAUUAUCCGACAUGCGAACCUGACUUGCGUUGUUGCAUCACUAAACCAUAUUCCGUCACUCCUCAAGCUCAAGCCCCGACUACCGAAUCUGAAACUCAUUAUCGCUCUCGAUCCUCUUGAACCGGCGACGCACAAACAAGCGGCGCCGUCCGAUAAGACCUUGCUCUCUUUCCUAUCUGGAUCACUCGUUCUUGAUCUCAAAAUCAUCUCGAUUACCGAAGCAGAAGCGCUUGGCGCGUCUUUGAAUCGUCCAUGUAACCCUCCAGCCCCUUCAGAUAUCAUCACAGUCAACUAUACGUCCGGUACGAUAGGUCCGCCUAAAGGUGUCGUUCUCACACACUACAACGCUGUGGCAUCAUCGAGCGCAUCGAUGAUAGUUACGACUCACAAGGAAGACGACGUGUUGUGUUCCUACCUGCCAUUAGCUCAUAUCUACGGCCGUAUGCUCGAACAUGUGUCUAUGUACGCGGGUACUCGAAUUGGCUACUUCCACGGCAACGUCCUCGAGCUCGUGGAUGACUUGAAACUCCUAAAACCGACAUCCUUCCCAUCCGUCCCACGACUACUCAAUCGGCUAGGUGGAACCAUCAAGUCGCGCACCGUAGAUGUUCCAGGCUUCGAGGGCGAUCUGAGUCGCCGUGUUAUCAAGACAAAGUUAGCAAACAUCAGUCGCAAAGACAACCCGACGAACAAGCACACUACCUACGACAUGACAUGGGGUAAAAAGAUCGCCGCCACUCUAGGUCUCGAGCGUGUUCGGUCAAUAGUUAGUGGAUCAGCGCCUCUAGAUCCGGACCUACAGACCUUCUUUAGCAUUGUUUUUAGCACAAGAGUUUUACAAGGCUAUGGCCUUACCGAGGCGUAUGCAAUUGCACUAGCGCAACCAGACGGCGAUCUAUCGACGGGCAAUUGUGGUGGCGUAUCGGCAUGUAACGAGGCAUGCCUGCUCUCGGUACCAGAAAUGGAUUAUACGGUUGAUGACAAGCCAAAUCCCCGAGGCGAGCUACUGUUGCGCGGUAACAACAUCUUCAAGGAAUAUUACAAGCUCCCAGAAGAGACGUCGAAAGCCUUCACCGAAGACGGAUGGUUCAAAACCGGCGACAUCUGCAUGGUGGAUAGUCUAGGUCGAUUCACUAUCAUCGACCGCAAGAAGAAUGUGCUCAAGCUUGCUCAGGGCGAAUACAUCUCUCCUGAGCGUAUUGAGGGUGUCUAUCUCUCCGCAUGCAACUAUCUUGCGCAAGCCUAUGUUCACGGCGACAGCUUGCAAAACUUCCUGAUUGCCAUUCUCGGCGUCGAGCCCGACUCUUUUGCAGCAUUUGCGUCAAGGGUUCUUGGCCGACAAAUCCAAAGCACGGAUCUCGGGGCCAUCCAGUCCGCAUGUGGAGAGGAGCAAGUCAAAGCAGCCGUGCUGAAAGAGCUGGAUGCGGUGGGCUGGAGGAACAAGUUUCCAGGGUACGAGCGGGUUCGCAACGUCUGGUUAGCUUUGGAGCCGUUUACUAUUGAGAAUGGGCUCCUAACGCCGACCUUCAAAUUGAAGCGGCCGGUCGCUGCGAAGAAAUACAGAGCUGUCUUGGAUCGUCUUUACAAGGAGGCGCUGGAUGCGGAAGCAGCACAACCGCUAAAAGUGAAAUUGUAG
Messenger RNA from Coniosporium apollinis CBS 100218, 2142 nucleotides. RefSeq lists its product as uncharacterized. Bases 1 to 2142 code for a protein of 713 amino acids. Lineage: Eukaryota; Fungi; Ascomycota; Dothideomycetes. The record is from RefSeq and is a predicted model, not a curated record. Gene Ontology annotation, cellular component: membrane; endoplasmic reticulum. The transcript has a single exon. Gene Ontology annotation, biological process: long-chain fatty acid metabolic process. Gene Ontology annotation, molecular function: long-chain fatty acid-CoA ligase activity.